AGGAUGUCUUUAGCUGGAGUGGCUGGUCUUCUCGAGCUAGAAGGAUGAAAAUUGGCAAUUGGAAAGUCACUGUCACUCUCCUAAGCUUCCUCCUAACUUCCGAGUCCUGGUUUGGGUGUACAAGGCUGCAAGCAAGUCUACUGUCCCAUUCCAUGAUUUAAACAGAGGCUUGGAGCAUGCAUCACUAGCGGGAUGGUCGGCCACCGAAGCUGCCAUGUCGUCCCUGACGACCUCCAUUGAGGGAGAGAACUCCACUCCCAGGUUUGUUGUCGGUUCCAGGGAUGAUGAGACAGACUUUCUGGAAUCAAACAUGAAGACGGAUGAAACUGAUUUCUUUGAAGAUGAUGAAGAGGAGGAGUCGCCACCUGAACGGCAGAUUGUGGUUGGAAUCUGUGCCAUGACCAAAAAGUCCAAGUCAAAGCCCAUGACACAAAUUCUGGAGCGUCUGUGCAAGUUUGAGUACAUCACAGUUGUAAUUAUGGGGGAAGAUGUUAUUCUGAAUGAACCAGUGGAGAACUGGCCUUCCUGUGACUGCCUAAUCUCCUUCCACUCCAAGGGAUUCCCUCUGGAUAAAGCAGUUGCAUAUGCCAAGCUGUGCAAGCCAUUUUUGAUUAAUGACCUUGAUAUGCAGUAUUAUAUCCAGGACAGGCGUGAAGUGUAUCGGAUCCUUCAAGAAGAGGGAAUAGACUUGCCCCGCUAUGCUGUCCUCAAUCGAGACCCCGAUAGACCAGAAGAAUGCAACUUGGUGGAAGGAGAGGACCAUGUGGAAGUAAAUGGAGCUGUUUUCCCAAAGCCAUUUGUAGAGAAGCCGGUCAGUGCUGAGGACCAUAAUGUGUAUAUUUACUACCCGACCUCAGCAGGUGGGGGCAGCCAGCGGCUCUUUCGGAAGAUUGGUAGCCGGAGUAGUGUGUACUCCCCAGAGAGCAGUGUAAGGAAGACAGGGUCAUACAUUUAUGAGGAGUUCAUGCCUACAGAUGGCACUGAUGUAAAGGUGUACACUGUUGGGCCAGACUAUGCCCAUGCAGAGGCUCGCAAAUCUCCUGCUUUGGAUGGGAAGGUUGAACGGGACAGUGAAGGGAAAGAAAUUCGUUACCCAGUUAUGCUGACUGCCAUGGAGAAACUCGUUGCACGGAAAGUCUGUGUAGCGUUUAAGCAAACAGUGUGUGGGUUUGACCUCCUGCGGGCAAAUGGCCACUCUUUUGUUUGUGAUGUGAACGGCUUCAGUUUUGUGAAGAACUCUAUGAAGUAUUAUGAUGACUGUGCCAAAAUCCUUGGAAACAUAAUAAUGCGUGAGUUGGCUCCCCAGUUUCAUAUUCCCUGGUCUAUCCCAACAGAGGCAGAAGAUAUUCCUAUUGUCCCCACAACUUCAGGCACCAUGAUGGAGCUUCGUUGUGUUAUUGCAGUCAUCCGGCAUGGAGAUCGUACCCCGAAGCAGAAGAUGAAGAUGGAAGUUAAGCAUCCUCGGUUCUUUGAGUUAUUUGAGAAAUAUGAUGGCUACAAGACAGGGAAGUUGAAGCUGAAGAAACCAGAACAGCUACAGGAAGUGCUGGACAUUGCACGGCAGCUUGUGGUGGAACUGGGAACCCACAGUGACUGUGAGAUUGAGGAGCGAAAAUCCAAAUUGGAACAGCUGAAGAGCGUCUUGGAGAUGUAUGGGCAUUUUUCUGGCAUUAACCGUAAGGUGCAGUUGACCUAUCUGCCUCAUGGACAUCCAAAAGCUGCAAGUGAAGACGAAGAAGGUCGCAGAGAGUCUUCCCCAUCUCUUCUCCUGGUGCUGAAGUGGGGUGGAGAGUUGACACCAGCAGGAAGAGUCCAGGCAGAAGAGCUGGGGCGAGCCUUUCGCUGUAUGUACCCUGGUGGCCAAGGUGAUUAUGCUGGUUUCCCUGGAUGUGGCCUGCUCAGACUGCACAGCACAUACCGGCAUGAUCUCAAGAUUUACGCCUCUGAUGAGGGACGAGUUCAGAUGACAGCAGCAGCUUUUGCAAAGGGUCUGCUGGCCCUGGAAGGAGAGCUGACCCCCAUCCUGGUGCAAAUGGUGAAAAGUGCCAAUAUGAAUGGUCUCCUGGACAGUGACAGUGAUUCUCUUAGCAGCUGUCAACACAGAGUGAAGGCACGACUGCAUGAAAUCAUGCAGAAGGAUGCUGAGUUCUGUGAAGAGGAUUAUGAGAAGCUAGCACCUACAGGUAGUGCUUCUCUGCUCAACUCCAUGACCUUUAUCCAGAAUCCAGUAGAGAUCUGUAAUCAGGUGUUCAUCCUGAUUGAGAAUCUCACCUCCCAGAUACGAAAACGUCUGGAAGACCCAAAAUCUGCAGACCUACAGCUGUACCACAGUGAGACUUUGGAACUGAUGCUGCAACGCUGGAGUAAGCUGGAGAGAGAUUUUCGCAUGAAGAAUGGCCGUUACGACAUCAGCAAGAUCCCCGAUAUCUAUGACUGCAUCAAGUAUGAUGUACAGCACAACUGUGCACUGAAACUAGAAGGCACAGCCGAGCUCUUCAGACUCUCUAAAGCCCUGGCAGAUGUGAUCAUACCCCAGGAAUAUGGAAUUAAUAAGGAGGAGAAACUGGAGAUUGCUAUUGGCUUUUGUCUUCCCCUCAUUAAAAAGAUCCAGUUGGACCUACAGAGAACCCAUGAAGAUGAGUCUGUCAACAAACUACAUCCUUUGUACUCAAGAGGAGUUUUGUCACCGGGUCGCCAUGUUCGGACACGGUUAUACUUCACCAGUGAGAGCCAUGUGCACUCUCUGCUCAGCAUCUUCCGCUAUGGGGGGCUCCUGGAUGAGAACAAAGACCAGCAGUGGAAGAGAGCCAUGGACUAUUUGAGUGCUAUCUCAGAGCUGAACUACAUGACCCAGAUUGUUAUCAUGCUCUACGAGGACAACAACAAGGACCCAUCUUCAGAAGAGCGUUUCCAUGUGGAGCUGCAUUUCAGCCCUGGUGUGAAAGGCUGUGAGGAAGACAGAAAUGUCCCCACGGGAUUUGGCUUUCGUCCUGCAUCAGCAGAGAAUGAGGACAAGAAAACAGACCAAGGCAGCCUGGAGGACCUCUCUAAAGAGAAGGGCAUUGAUGAGCCAGAUCGUGCACAGCAAAGGUCUCCACAGCCCUCUGAGCCAGUCAGCAUUCAGCGAAGAUCACCAUUGAUCAGGAACCGGAAGACAGGGUCCAUGGAGGUGCUUUCUGAAUCUUCUUCCAAAUCAGGAGGUUAUCGCCUCUUCAGCACUUACUCAAGGCAGUCUUCUGAGAUGAAGCAAAGUGGCUUAGGGUCACAAUGCACCGGCCUGUUUAGCACCACUGUGCUGGGAGGCUCCUCCAGUGCCCCCAACCUCCAGGACUACGCACGCAGCCAUGGCAAAAAGUUUGCCAGCAGCCUGACAUACAAAGACGAGCUCUUGUCUAUGCCAGCCGUAAAACGAUUUUCUGUGUCGUUUGCAAAGCAUCCGACUAAUGAUGCGUUUGAGCACCACCACGUUGCCCAGUUGCUGCGCCGUUUUUCCUCUGACUAUGCCACGAGCCGGAACAUCUCACUGGAUGCCACUCUAGCCCAUCAUCUCCAGCAGUGCUCCUACCACCUGCGCCUCUUCAGGAGCUGGCUGAUCUCAGGGCAGGAUGACUUGGAGUGUCUUUACGGUUUUGAAGGCUGUUCCAUGGUUCCCACCAUUUAUCCCCUGGAGACCCUGCACAACUCCCUCUCUUUGCGACAGGUCAAUGAGUUCCUGACAGCUGUGUGCAGAAGUUGCAGUGAGUCACAUGUCCAGUCUACCACAGCUUUGUUUGAUUCAAUGAUUGGCAACCAGAUACCAGGGGACCCCUUUAUGUCUCAGCGAAUCCUGUCAUCAUCCUCUUUCCCAUUGCGCCAGCGUUCGGAUAAGCCCCCUUGGUACAGCAGUGGCCCCUCCAGUACUGUCUCCAGUGCAGGACCAUCCUCCCCAACCUCUUUGGACAGCUGUGCUCGUUUCAGCUUCACCGAGAAGCUUUCCAUCAGUCCUCCAAAAAGCGAGGAGCAGCUGAAUAGCCAGUUCCCUGAGCAAGGAGAGAGAGAGCCUGACAGAGGAGGGCUUGAUGUGGAGGUGGGGGUGUCUGGGUUGUCAGUGGCCGAGCCAAGUGCCCCAGAAAUGCUGACCUGGAGUGAGGGCCCAGAGCCAGGCGGGGUCCUGGAGCAGUGCAAGAAGGAGCUGGCUCACAAGAACUCUAACCCAGAGAAGAGAAGUGUGCUGGUGCUGGAUGAAGAAUCAUCUGGGGAAAUGCUAGACCCAAGUAACACGGGGAAACCAAAGUGUCAUGCAGAGUCUGAGAUAAGGCCAGCUGGAGAGAGAGUGGAGCCAGGUGAAGGGUAUUUAGGGGGAAUGACUGGCCUGAGUCAGUCAGGGCUGUCCAAGAACAUCUUGGUGCCCUGUGAAGAUGAGUUGCUGGGAGAGGUGUUGGACCCAGAACAUAUGGGCAAGGAGCCCCUGGGGGACAGCGCUCUGUCAGGCCAGCUUCUGUCUUGUCAGCUGUGCCAGGAGCAGCCACUGCCUCCUGAGACAAGCACGAAGGGGAUGCAGCCCAUGUGUCAGGAGGGUCAGCAGAACUAGCGGCUAACUGGACAGUGCACUGCAAGUGCUCCUAGCCUGGAGGCAGCCCAACUUCCUGCACAACACUUCAUGCAGCUGGCUGUCCGCAGCACAGAACAAGCCAUAUCCCAAGGCCACAAGACUCUGGGGUGUGGAAGAGUCUGCUCUGCUCUUACACAAGCCAGCUCUUUGCCAGCCAGCAAGAGAUAACAGCCCAUCUGCCUCGUUAAACAGCAAAUGCAGUCUACUGGCACAGCACCUCCAUGGAGUAGGGAUGUGGCGCUGCAUUGGUGCAGGGUGUUCCCAGGGCUGUUUGCUUGCUGGGACAGCAGAGUUAGAGGAUUGGUAGAGUCAAGGCUUUUGGGGUGGUAAGUCCAGAGGGGACAAAUGCUCCCUGGAGAUUUGUUGGCCCACAGCCUUCAGAGAAAGGCAUUCUGGGUCCAAAGUAAUUGGGUUCUUCACAACCACCAACCUCCUCUGAUCUUUCUUUCCUCUUUCGAUGCCUACCAUUGGCCACCAAAAACAGAUCCAGAGAGUCCAUGUUGGGAAGAACAGGAAAAGGAGAAAGCAUUCUGAAUGGAGCGUGGGAAAGAAUUUAAUGAGAGGAACAGGUUCAAGACUGCCACUUGCAAGAAGAACUCUCUCUGGAGUGGACUUGAAUAUUUUUCUGCUGGGCUGGGGCAGGCAGGCAGGAGCCUGGAGAUCCAGCCUGAGAGGGGUGUACAGGGAGGACACACGGGUUUUUCUAGUCCCCAAGGGUCAGGCAAGGUAAAGUUCUGAAGUCUUGGUGACAGAAAUUAAGAGAAACUGCUAUUUGAGUAAAUCAGGAUUGUUAGAAACCAAUAAGGAGAAAUCUUUAUUAUAUAUAAAAUGAAAAGUAUUUAAUACAUAUUUAUGUAAAUGACCUGCGAGCACAAGCCUGAAGGCAACAUUGACACAGGUUUCCCUGUUACAUCCUUAGUGCAGACCAGGACUGUGCUUCCUGCGCCUCCUGCAUUUAUGGACAAGUCUGUGUGUUUGUCUGUAGCUAGGAUCUAUGUUUUUGUGAAGCUGUGCCCAAAGAUCUCUGCACUGUGUUGUGAUGAUACACGUUCACAGUAAAUCUCUGCUGUGGCUCUGG
Oxyura jamaicensis (ruddy duck) is the source of this 5669-nucleotide messenger RNA. RefSeq names its product diphosphoinositol pentakisphosphate kinase 1 (gene PPIP5K1). Bases 215 to 4570 code for a protein of 1451 amino acids. Gene Ontology annotation, cellular component: cytosol. The record is from RefSeq and is a predicted model, not a curated record. Gene Ontology annotation, molecular function: inositol hexakisphosphate kinase activity; 5-diphosphoinositol pentakisphosphate 1-kinase activity; diphosphoinositol pentakisphosphate kinase activity. The transcript is spliced from 32 exons. Gene Ontology annotation, biological process: inositol phosphate biosynthetic process; inositol metabolic process. Lineage: Eukaryota; Metazoa; Chordata; Aves; Anseriformes; Anatidae.